Chenopodium quinoa (quinoa) is the source of this 1345-nucleotide messenger RNA. Its product is annotated as histone-lysine N-methyltransferase SUVR3-like. The transcript is spliced from 2 exons. The record is from RefSeq and is a predicted model, not a curated record. NCBI's taxonomy places the organism in Eukaryota, Viridiplantae, Streptophyta, Magnoliopsida, Caryophyllales, Amaranthaceae. Gene Ontology annotation, molecular function: protein binding. The coding region runs from base 96 to 1100 and encodes 334 amino acids.
ACAAUAGAUGGUUAAAUAUUUAUGAAGAAGAGAAUUUAUCUAGAGGGAGUAUAUUACAUCCCCUUUCCAUAUUUUCUGUAUUCAUUCACGUAGCAAUGAGCGCGCCUACUUCAAAGCGCCACGCCCAACACACACCAAUACCACCAUCUCCCUUCCUAUCAAUUUCAGAGCUCAUACUUCCAUGGCUAACACCUCAAGAACUCGCUUCCAUAUCCUGCACCUGCCACACCCUAUCCCACCUCUCCAAACUCAUCACCACCGUCCGAUCCUCCGACGCUUCCAGAUCAUUCGAACCCCUUCCCAUUCCUUUCAUCAACUCCGUCGAUUCUCACCCCUACACUUUCUUCCUCUACACCCCCACUUACCUUACCUCUUCCCCCAGUUUUGCUCGUCAAUUUUGGGGAAGUAAUGUAAACCCUAACCCUAAUUAUAAUACCCAUUUCAAUUUUGAUUCUUGUAUGGGAGUUUCUGACUCUGUUGGGUGUGAUUGUGGUGAGAUUUGUGAUGGGGAUUGCUCUUGUGCUGUGUUGUGGGGUGGUGAGAUGAGGACCGAGUGCGGAACGAGUUGUGAUUGUGAAUUGAGUUGUGGGAAUCGGGUGAGUCAAAAGGGUCUUAAUGUUGAGUUGAAGAUUGUUAGGGUUGAGAAUAAGGGUUGGGGUUUGUUUGCUGCUCAGCUCAUUCCUGAGGGAAAGUUUGUCUGUGAAUAUGCAGGUGAACUACUGACAACUAAAGAAGCAAAGAGACGGCAACAAGUGUAUGAUGAACUAGCAAAAGGUCGCCGUUUUUCAUCUGCUCUUUUGGUGGUGCGGGAGUUUCUUCCAUCAAGAAAAGCAUGUUUCAGGAUCAAUAUUGACGCCACAAGAAUUGGUAAUGUUGCACGGUUUAUAAAUCAUUCUUGUGAUGGCGGCAAUCUGUCUACAAUAUUGAUUAGAAGUUCAGGAGCUGUAUUGCCCCGGGUUUGCUUUUUUGCUUCCAGAGAUAUUCAUGCAGGGGAAGAACUUAGCUUUAGCUAUGGAGAUGUAAGGCUUAGACCGGAAGGAUUGCAUUGUUUUUGUGGUAGCUCUUGCUGUUUCGGCAUCUUGCCCUCCGAAGACACAUGACAGACAAUUGCUACCGUUCUGAAUAUUCAUGCUUUCCACUUUCCAGAAAAGGCAAUAAAAUUGGUAAACAUAUUUCUUCUUGUAUCUGCAUUCUACCAUAAAUUCUGUUAUAUAUAAAUAUCGUUUCCAUGAAAACAUGUAGGUGCUUUCAAAGUUACCCUUUACACUAUGUUGUUACAUGUUACUGAAUCUGUCAAGAGUUUUGAAAUUUAUGCAAUGACAAUUGACAAUAGUUGUUUUAUUAA